AAUGUAAUCCUUUUCGUGAUCCCGACCGGCUGAAAAGAUACGAUUCUGCGCACGGGACAUUAGUUUGUGAACCGCACUUUCUAUAACAUGGCGUUAUGAAAUAAUCUGGAAGAUCCAACGUCCAAAAUAUACCUAAACAAACACAAAACUCCUUUUCUUCAAAAUGGCUGUUCUUUAAUACACUCUUCCAAAACAUUUUAUUUUGCAUUUUUUUCAACACUAGAUACAAAUUAUGUUGGAACCAUAUAAUUCAGAUGACAUAUGGCUUGUUGUUUUAGGUUUUCUCAUAGCGUUUGUUUUGGCUUUCGGUAUAGGGGCAAACGACGUAGCAAAUUCGUUUGGAACGAGUGUAGGAUCGAAAGUAUUGACAAUAUUUCAAGCUUGUUGUUUGGCUACAAUUUUCGAAAUUUCGGGAGCUAUAUUAAUCGGUUAUAAAGUAUCGGAUACGAUGCGCAAAGGUAUUUUGGACGUGAAUAUGUACAAAGAUGCUGAAAAAGAACUGAUGUUGGGCUCGAUAAGCGCCCUAACUGCUAGCGCAAUCUGGUUGAUAGUCGCUACAUUUUUCAAGCUUCCCAUUUCCGGAACUCACAGUAUUGUAGGAGCUACAGUCGGCUAUAGCGUAAUUUUAAGGGGUACCCAAGGUGUUCAAUGGAAAACUUUAGGAAAAAUUGUUGGUUCUUGGUUUAUCUCUCCAGUUUUUAGCGGUAUUACGUCCUGUUGUUUGUUGUGGGUGAUAAAAAGAUUCAUAUUAUCCCGCCCGGAUCCGUUAGAAGCCGGUCUAAUGUCAUUACCUCUAUUUUACAGUUUCACGAUACUCAUAAAUCUUUUUUCCAUUAUCCAUGAUGGUCCUAAGCUACUCCAUAUGGAUAACAUCCCAUUAUGGAUGGCUACUACCAUAAGCGUCAGUAUAUCUCUUUUCUUCAUGGUAGUUAUAUGGUUGUUCGUAGUACCCUGGCAACGAAGAAUCAUUAAAAAAAAGGAAAUCGAAGAUAAGAAAGCUACAGUUAAUUUUAAUAUAGGAGAAAGUUCGGAUACUUCGCCCGAAGGAAGUCCGAAUCGUAAACCGAAUCGCAAUUCCGCCUGCUUUGAUCGUCAAUUAACCGUCAUAUCCGAAAAUACAGAACUACAAGCUCUCGAUCAAAACCGCAUAACGGCGGCUAAAUAUAUAUUUCCAGUUCAAACCAGCGAUAAGUCGGUUUUUACUGCAGGCACGAAAGAUACUGACGUUCACAAAUAUGUUAGACCCACUGAACUUAAACUAGUAGAGAGUACGACAAGUGUCAAUCCCGCUUUAUCUCCAAGCUCAAGCGGCGUUCCGUUGAUUAUAAAUAGGAAUUCCGCUGGUCACUGUGAUCAAGCGAUACCAGUUCGUGAUAUUGAAAAAAAUGGCGAUUUAUUUGUUGAAAAUAAAAGUGUAUCGAAAUUGUUUAGUUUUUUACAAGCCCUGACAGCUACGUUCGGUAGUUUUGCGCACGGGGGUAACGAUGUAAGUAACGCUAUCGGACCGUUAAUAACUCUAUGGUUAAUCUAUUCAGAAGGCAGUGUUCAACAAAAAGCAGAAACUCCCUUAUUCAUACUUUUGUAUGGUGGUUUUGGUAUUUCUGUAGGUCUUUGGUUGUGGGGAAGGAGGGUUAUUGAAACAAUAGGAGAGGAUUUGACUACAAUCACACCGUCAACUGGAUUUACCAUAGAAGUCGGUUCGGCGUUCACAGUAUUGUUAGCUAGUAAGAUCGGCAUACCUAUUUCUACUACGCAUUGCAAAGUUGGGUCUGUUGUUUUUGUCGGAUAUUUUAGUUCGUCGAAAAGGGGAGUUGAUUGGAGUCUAUUUAGAAAUAUAAUUUCUGCAUGGGUGGUAACGGUUCCGGUAGCAGCUCUUCUUUCAGCCGGCACUAUGUUGUUAUUAAGUUAUAUAGUUUUAUCAAAAGUUCAGUAAAAUUGUUGUUAUCG
Molecule: messenger RNA, 1947 nt
Organism: Diorhabda carinulata
Lineage: Eukaryota; Metazoa; Arthropoda; Insecta; Coleoptera; Chrysomelidae
Gene: NaPi-III
Product: sodium-dependent phosphate transporter 2
Exons: 10
Coding region: 233-1933 (566 amino acids)
Biological process (GO): phosphate ion transmembrane transport
Cellular component (GO): membrane
Molecular function (GO): phosphate transmembrane transporter activity
Source: RefSeq, a predicted model, not a curated record